Molecule: messenger RNA, 1674 nt
Organism: Fimicolochytrium jonesii
Lineage: Eukaryota; Fungi; Chytridiomycota; Chytridiomycetes; Spizellomycetales; Powellomycetaceae
Product: ferric reductase NAD binding domain-containing protein
Exons: 3
Coding region: 1-1674 (557 amino acids)
Cellular component (GO): plasma membrane
Molecular function (GO): oxidoreductase activity
Source: RefSeq, a predicted model, not a curated record
AUGCGGCAUCCCUAUAUCGCAAAAUUCAACGAAUGGUGGUUGUGGAAAGGCCCCCGAGUUACCAUCAUCACCGCGUUUGUGUUGGUCAACGCUGGGGUCUGGAUUUACGGAUACUGUCUCGCACUUGGUGUCGACCCGGCACCGUACUAUCCGUACGCGAAAGGCUUUGGGAAGACCCUCAACGUCAACUGCUCGUUCAUUCUCAUCACCGUGCUCCGCAACACGCUCUGCUGGUUGCGUAGCACCCCGCUUGCGGACGUGAUCCCGCUGGACGACAACAUCGCGAUGCAUAAACUGGUGUUCGCGUUCAUUGCGGUCGGGGGCAUUAUGCAUGCUGUGUUCCACUACCUCGACUUUGGGUGGAAUGAGCAGCGGUACGGGGUUUCGACCGGGCAUCAGGCAUUCGCCAACCUGGCUGGAGUGACUGGGCAUUUGAUAGCGUUAAUGAUGCUCUGCAUGUUCCUGUCCGCGGUGUUCAUGCGGAAGUACUUUACUUUCAGACGAUUCCGAUUCGAUGGCUACAGAACCUUCCUUCUCGUGCACAAGCUCUGGAUGCCUUGCUUCGUCCUCCUCUGGCUCCACGGCCCCAUGUUCUGGGCUUUCUCGCUCUGGCCCCUGGCCUUCAUCGGCCUGGAAAAGCUCGUGCAGAAGCGUCGCGCCAAGGUGGACGUGGUCGUCAUCGAUUCGAAGAUUGUGGGUCAGGACAUCCUCGCGCUGAAGAUGAAGAUGCAAGGAAAGCGAAAGUUCAACUACAAAGCUGGACAGUACCUCUUCUUGAACUGCCCCGACAUCACGGAACUGGAAUGGCAUCCGUUUACGAUCACCAGCGCUCCUGAAGAAGCGCACUUCAGCUGCCAUAUUCGUGCUCGGCCCGACAUGGACUGGUGUUACAAGCUACGCACUUUGCUCGGCCACGCUCGAACGGAGGUUGUGCCGAAGGAGGGCCGACAGUCACUCGUUGUGAGGCCCGUUGUGAAGAAAUCGGGGAAUCUCGAGGCGGGGGAGGUCAAACCUGCCAAAGAGGACAAGGCACAGAUCAUGUUGAGGGUGGACGGCCCAUAUGGGAGCCCGUCCGAAGAAGUGUUUGACCAUUCGACAGUAGUUCUCGUCGGCGCCGGCAUUGGAGUCACACCUUUCAUCUCGAUCUUGAAAUCCAUGACCAUCCGUGUGAAGCAGCGGGAAGGUUUAUCAAAGGAAGCGAGAGCCGAACAGCAACGUCUCAAGAUCCACUUCUUCUGGGUGUGCCGCGAUGAACAGGAAUUGUCGUCGUUUAAGGAUCUCAUUGAUGCAGUUAUCUCCAAUGCUGAUCUGAAAGAUCAUGUGGUUUUGAAUACGUACACCACUGGGGUAUGGCUCUCCGCUGGCCCAUUUGGGGUGAUAUGCAUUGCUGUUCAUGCUGACGCUCUCUUGCGAAUUUCUCAGGAGCUCAAUCUGAAGAAGGUCACCUUGCACGCUUACAAUCAGUACUCCGGCAAGCCUAACUGGGGACGCAUUUUGAAAGAGAUCGCCGGAGCUCAUCAGGGAGAAGAAAUCGGGGUCUUCAUGUGUGGGCCUUUGCCACUGGCGCACGACCUGAACCUUGCCUGCAAGCGGCAGAACCAUAUGGCGGCGAAAGGAAAGCCUGGGGACAAGGAGAACCGGACCAUAUUCAAGUUCAAGAAAGAGAACUUCUGA